GGCUGGGCCGCGUGCACUCGGCAGAAGGGGGCGGGUUUCCCUGCGGGCCCGAGUCGCCGCGGGGCGCCGCCGGCUAAGUGCGCGCCACCGACCCCACAGCCCGUGAGUGGCGCUGCCAGGAGGCUGUGCUCUGCGAGCGAGCGAGCGAGCGACGAUGCACCCCGGUGACAGUGCCCUAAGCCUCGGCCCGGCCUCGGGGCAGCUGCACUGAGCCCUGCGCGCGGGGCACGGCCCUCCGCGCUUCCCCGCGAUCCCCGGCGUUCGCAGUGUUCCCCACGCCCGCCGCUGCCGCGGCCGCCGCGCCUGGGCCAUGGGGCUGCCCACUCUGGAGUUCAGCGACUCGUACUUGGACAGCCCGGAUUUCAGGGAGAGACUUCAGUGUCACGAGAUCGAGUUGGAGAGAACCAACAAGUUCAUCAAAGAGCUGCUGAAGGAUGGCUCUCUGCUCAUCGGGGCGCUGAGGAAUCUAUCCAUGGCUGUACAGAAGUUUUCCCAGUCUCUGCAAGACUUCCAGUUUGAAUGUAUUGGAGAUGCUGAAACUGAUGAUGAAAUCAGUAUUGCUCAAUCGCUGAAAGAAUUCGCGAGGCUGCUUAUUGCCGUAGAAGAAGAAAGGCGUAGGCUGAUUCAAAAUGCUAAUGAUGUAUUAAUUGCACCUCUUGAGAAAUUUCGAAAAGAACAGAUCGGCGCAGCUAAAGAUGGAAAGAAGAAGUUUGACAAGGAGAGUGAAAAAUACUAUUCUAUUCUGGAAAAGCAUUUAAAUUUGUCAGCAAAGAAAAAGGAGUCUCAUUUGCAAGAGGCAGAUUCACAGAUUGGCCGAGAACAUCAGAACUUCUAUGAAGCUUCAUUAGAAUAUGUCUUUAAAAUCCAAGAGGUCCAAGAGAAGAAGAAGUUUGAGUUUGUGGAACCACUUUUGUCCUUCCUUCAGGGUUUAUUUACAUUUUACCACGAGGGAUAUGAACUUGCCCAGGAAUUUGCACCGUAUAAGCAACAGCUGCAGUUCAACUUGCAGAAUACAAGGAAUAAUUUUGAAAGUACUCGACAAGAGGUAGAGAGACUGAUGCAGAGGAUGAAAUCUGCUAACCAGGACUACAGACCACCCAGCCAGUGGACCAUGGAGGGCUACCUUUAUGUCCAGGAGAAACGACCCUUGGGUUUCACGUGGAUUAAGCACUACUGCACUUACGACAAAGGGAGCAAAAUGUUCACAAUGAGCGUCUCGGAAGUGAAAGCCAGUGGGAAGAUGAAUGGCCUCGUUACUGGCUCACCUGAAAUGUUUAAAUUAAAGUCAUGUAUCCGACGAAAGACGGACUCAAUUGACAAACGCUUCUGCUUUGACAUAGAAGUGGUUGAAAGGCAUGGCAUCAUUACGCUGCAGGCAUUCUCUGAAGCUAACCGGAAGCUCUGGCUGGAGGCCAUGGAUGGAAAAGAACCGAUUUAUACGCUGCCUGCCAUAAUUAGCAAGAAAGAAGAAAUGUACUUAAAUGAAGCUGGGUUCAACUUCGUGAGAAAAUGCAUUCAAGCUGUGGAAACAAGAGGUAUCACCAUUUUAGGCCUGUACCGAAUAGGAGGUGUGAACUCCAAGGUCCAGAAACUUAUGAACACCACAUUUUCUCCCAAGUCCCCUCCUGAUAUGGACAUUGAUAUUGAACUAUGGGACAAUAAGACUAUAACUAGUGGGCUGAAAAACUACCUCAGGUGCCUUGCAGAGCCCCUGAUGACUUACAGAUUGCACAAGGAUUUCAUUAUUGCUGUCAAGUCAGAUGACCAAAACUACAGGGUGGAGGCCGUCCAUGCACUGGUGCACAAAUUGCCGGAGAAAAACAGAGAGAUGCUGGACAUCUUGAUAAAACACUUGCUCAAAGUAUCAUUACACAGCCAACAAAAUCUCAUGACCAUCUCGAAUCUUGGCGUUAUAUUUGGCCCAACCCUGAUGAGAGCACAGGAGGAAACUGUGGCCGCCAUGAUGAACAUCAAGUUUCAGAACAUAGUGGUUGAAAUCCUGAUCGAACACUAUGAAAAGAUUUUUCAUACUGCUCCAGACCCAAACAUUCCUCUUCCUCAGCCUCAGUCUCGGUCUGGAUCCCGGAGGACUCGUGCCAUCUGUCUGUCCACAGGCUCUCGGAAGCCCAGAGGGAGGUACACACCUUGCCUGGCAGAGCCUGAUAGUGAUUCCUACAGCAGCAGCCCAGACAGCACACCCAUGGGCAGUAUAGAGUCUCUCUCCUCCCAUUCUUCUGAACAAAACAGCACCAUGAAGUCGACGUCCUGCCAGCUCAGGGAGAAGUCGGGUGGUAUUCCCUGGAUCGCGUCCCCAUCAUCUUCCAAUGGACAGAAAAGUCUGGGUCUCUGGACAACUAGUCCAGAGUCAAGUUCUCGAGAAGAUGCAACCAAAACAGAUGUGGAGUCAGAUUGCCAGAGUGUGGCCUCCGUCACCAGCCCAGGGGAUGUCUCUCCCCCCAUAGACCUUGUCAAGAAAGGACCCUAUGGGCUCUCAGGACUGAAGAGAGCCUCUGCUUCCUCUCUCAGAUCCAUCUCUGCAGCUGAAGGAAACAAGAGCUACAGUGGAUCCAUUCAAAGCUUAACUUCUGUAGGUUCCAAAGAAUCACCCAAAGCCACACUAAACCCAGAGCUGCCUCCGAAAAUGUGCAGGAGGCUAAGGCUAGACACUGCCUCCAGCAAUGGCUACCAGCGACCGGGCUCAGUAGUGGCAGCAAAAGCUCAACUAUUUGAAAAUGCUGGGUCACUCAAGCCAGUUUCUUUGGGACGCCAAGCCAAAGCCAUGUACUCCUGCAAAGCAGAACAUAGCCAUGAGCUGUCCUUCCCCCAGGGGGCGAUCUUUUCCAAUGUACACCCAUCAGUGGAGCCAGGGUGGCUGAAGGCGACCUAUGAAGGCAGAACAGGACUAGUCCCUGAGAACUAUGUUGUCUUCCUCUGAUAGUAUUAGUGGAUGGCAGUAUCUUCAUGGUAUCCAUGGUAACACAUGAUAAGUGCUAUGUUUUUAUCUGACACAGAUAUGGGGACCAGCCACUAAUGAAAACUAUCUGUUUGUCUCAAGUUCUUCACCAGCAGACUAUGUAGCUCCCACUGAUGGAAAGAGAACCACAAAUAUUUACAUCAUAGCCAUUCCUUUUGGCUGUUUUCUUACUUUUAAAACAAUCUUGCUUUUUUAUUUUUUGACAAGAAGUGAUUUUGACAGUGUCUGUUCUCUAGAGCUGCAGAAUCCCAGAUACUGAGCUCAGUUCUGCACACCGCAGAUUUGGAAGUCAGAAAUCUGCGGUACCCAUGCUGAUGUCUGUUGUUCUGCAUUGCCUGGUAGUUUCUGGAGAACCUGGAAAUCAUUUAAAAGUGUAAUUUAAAUUGUUCACUUAUUAUUUUUGUUUCUUAAAAUAUACUGUUUUUAUGUGUGGUUGUUUUGCUGGUCCUAAACAUUUCAAGAAAAUCAGUUGUUGUUUUAUCAUAACUUUAUUUUUGUUUGUUUUCUAAGAUGUUAGUAUUUGAAAGCAAUAAUGUAUAUGAAGUCUAUAAAGAAAGCUGAGUUAAGUCAAACACUGAUUCCACCAUAAGCAAUCCACCCAGAAUGCUAGAUGGCUUCUGUGGGUUCUGAGCAAAAAUCUACCAAGUAUGUCUGUAAAGCCUGGGAUUAAAUAGUUUUGUAGCAGGCUAGAUUUGACUUGUGAACCACAGGUGAACAACUCCUCCUUUAGAAGUCAUGGAAACCUGUCUUGGGACUUUUACAAAAUUUCCCAUUAAAACACACAGGCUAUUAAAUCCCAUGUGCACAUCUUCUGCUCCCUAAGCAGGAUUGUGACAGUGCAGGGAGAACCAUGGGCCAACUGUGAAGGUACAGUGUGGCGUACAACUUGUAAUGCUGCAGUGUGGUGUACAACUGUCACCUGCAAUGCUAAGUGUGGCAUACCGCCGUCACCUGCAAUGCUGCAGUCUUCAUGUAUUUUAAUGAUGGGGAAGUUUUGGCCUCUGAGAUGGUCUUAUACAAAUGAUAAGGACGUUGUUUGGAAAUUUGAAUUGGGAAGCUGUGCCUUCUAAACCUUGUUUAGUUGAAACAGAAAACAAACACCGAAGUACUAGAUUCUUAGGCCACAGAGUUCAAAUUUUUUAAGAUUUAUUUAUUUAUAUGAAUAUCUUGUUCACAUGUAUGUAUGUAGUAUAUAUUUCUUUUACCCAUGAUGAUCAGAAAAGGGAGUCAGAGAGCUUUGAACUGGAGUUACAAAUGGUUCUGAGUUACUACGUGGGUGCUGGGAC
This is a messenger RNA of Onychomys torridus (southern grasshopper mouse), 4260 nucleotides long. It is a transcript of the gene Arhgap42, whose product is annotated as Rho GTPase activating protein 42. The coding region runs from base 311 to 2935 and encodes 874 amino acids. Gene Ontology annotation, molecular function: protein binding; GTPase activator activity. Lineage: Eukaryota; Metazoa; Chordata; Mammalia; Rodentia; Cricetidae. Gene Ontology annotation, biological process: signal transduction. Gene Ontology annotation, cellular component: cytoplasm. The transcript has 24 exons. The record is from RefSeq and is a predicted model, not a curated record.